AUGGAUGGCAAGAUUGUGCAAGUUAUUUAUCAAGAUCGAUUUGCGAUCAUUAAAAUGAACGCUGGUGAAAAUCGAUUUAAUUUAUCUUUUACCCAAGCGAUGAAUCGUGCAUUAGAUGAAAUUGAAGCACGAUCUGAUAUUCAAGCUGUCAUUACAACAUCGACUGGAAAAUUUUUUAGCAAUGGCUUAGAUUUGGAUUGGUUAAACAAGCAAAGUGAGUCGACACGGCAAAAAUCCCUGUAUGAGAGUGGUGUCUUGAUUGGUAGAAUAUUAACUUUUCCUAUACCGACAGUAGCAGCAAUCAAUGGGCAUGCCUUUGCUGCUGGAGCCAUCUUGGCUUUAGCACACGAUUAUAGAGUGAUGAGAACAAACCAUGGAUGGUGGUCGUUAAAUGAAGUCUUUAUUAAUCGUCGUUUUGCUCCUGGAUGGCUACAGGUUCUUAAGGAUAAGCUUUCACAUGAUGGUGUUUUACGCCAAGCUAUGCUAUUCGGUAAACGAUUUACAGCUGAAGAAGCUGUAAAAGAUAAUAUUAUCGAUGAAUGUGUUGCACAUGAAAUUUUAAUGCAAUCUGCUAAAAAGUUAAUUCAUCAAUUGGGCGAGAACAAGCAAUACCCUAGGGCUACUUUGGGCUUGUUUAAGCGUGAUUUAUAUGCCAAGGCCUAUAAUUUACUAAAUGAAUCACCAAAAUCCAAGUUAUAA
Molecule: messenger RNA, 699 nt
Organism: Trichoplax adhaerens
Lineage: Eukaryota; Metazoa; Placozoa; Uniplacotomia; Trichoplacea; Trichoplacidae
Exons: 1
Coding region: 1-699 (232 amino acids)
Biological process (GO): fatty acid beta-oxidation
Cellular component (GO): peroxisome
Molecular function (GO): delta(3)-delta(2)-enoyl-CoA isomerase activity; enoyl-CoA hydratase activity
Source: RefSeq, a predicted model, not a curated record